Molecule: messenger RNA, 793 nt
Organism: Pistacia vera
Lineage: Eukaryota; Viridiplantae; Streptophyta; Magnoliopsida; Sapindales; Anacardiaceae
Product: sm-like protein LSM36B
Exons: 4
Coding region: 163-438 (91 amino acids)
Biological process (GO): maturation of SSU-rRNA; mRNA splicing, via spliceosome
Cellular component (GO): nucleolus; U4/U6 x U5 tri-snRNP complex; U6 snRNP
Molecular function (GO): RNA binding
Source: RefSeq, a predicted model, not a curated record
UAGUAAAUGCAACCUUCCCGUAGUUUCAGAAAUUUAGUUGCAGUUGAAAACCCUAACUCUCCUCAAUUGAAAUCCCACAUUUGAGCCUCUCACUUCUUCCCUUUUUCCCUCUCUCGAAAGUUAGUGCUCUCUCAGCAAAAUUAAAAUUUUAGUACAGCAAAGAUGAGUACUGGAGGAGAGAAAGGAUCAGCAACUACAAAAACGCCAGCAGAUUUCCUGAAAUCUAUCCGUGGACGACCGGUUGUUGUAAAGCUCAAUUCUGGGGUUGAUUAUAGAGGUAUUCUAGCUUGUCUGGAUGGAUACAUGAAUAUUGCAAUGGAGCAAACAGAAGAGUACGUCAAUGGGCAGUUGAAGAAUAAAUAUGGUGACGCAUUCAUUCGUGGAAAUAAUGUUCUUUACAUUAGUACAUCGAAGAGGACAUUAGCUGAUGGAGCAUAAAUGUCAUCCAAAUUUUACUGAUCAUCUGUAGUCAAGGUUUUUCCUAUUAAUUUGUCAUUUAAGAUUGUAUGGGUAAUUUUGGAAGUAAGAAUGUAGUAGGAACCUGUCCAACUUGAUCAAAAUAGUUAGACUUACGCAUAUUCAAUAUGCGUUGUGGGAUGAAGUUUUGAUUGCUUGAUUUUAAGAGCAACUAGAAUGAAGUUUCGAUUGCUUGAUUUUAAGAGCAACUAGAAUGAAGUUUCGAUUGCUUCAUUUUAAGAGCAACUAGAAUGUAUGACGAUGUUGUUAAUUUCCCUGCGUUACAGAUGAAUUUGUAUGAAAAAGUUUGUUGAAAUGCAUUUUGUUUAAUGUGGAA